AUGGCGCCAAACACCGCGGAAAGCCCUCUGGGGCGGGGUGAGGACGGAGGGAAAGCGGUGCUCGGGAAAGAAGAGCGACGAGGCGAUGCAGAGCUGGAGACGACAGCCGCCCUGCUCGCGGAUGCAUCCCCCUACAGCGUGGGCAACAGCGAAGGCGUCGCUGGUGUCUCCCCGGCGCUCGCCGCCACGCAUGCAGACGAAGAGUCCGCCAAGCAGGACUCCGACGCCGACGCGCCUGCAAAGUCCCCGAGAAGAGACGCCCCUGUCUUCCUCAAGCUCGACGCCUUGGUUGGGGGCACCGAGGGCCUCUCUCUAGGGCCUGCGGGUUUGCUGGAGGCCGCAGACUCGCCUUCGAUUCCCCUGGAGACUGCCGCCGGGGGCGGAGGCCGAGUCCGAUCUGUGGCGCCAGCCACGUCGUCCAUCCGCGUGCCGCCAGUCAUGCCGGUGAGCGCCGAUGGGUUCGCUGCCCACGCUCACCGAGGCAACGUCGUGGCGGCAGUCACGAGAGGCGGCAGCGACGCGUCACAUGCGCAGAAGCUUCGUGAAGGGCCUGCGAAACGGCCCUCGGGGGCCGCCGCCCGGGGGCUCGCCCGGGCAGGGAGCGAAGAGACGGGCCUCCGUGGGGAAGAAGGUCCCUCCAGAGAAGGCGACGGCGCCCAGGCACCGCGACGGGCGAACGUACCUGCGGGCGCCGCCUGCCGCCUCUCGAGCACUGGGUCCGCAGGAGGGAGCGGCGGCGGGGCCGUGUCUUACUUGGAUGAUUUCUACAUGCGACAGCGAACUCGAGCCGAGCACGAGGCGCAGCGGCGCGAAGAGGCUCGACGCGAGAUGGCGACUUGGCAUGGGGCCCCAGCCAGCAAGGAAUUCCAGUGGCUCCAGAGACUUCGCGAGCUGCACGCAGCCGCUUCGCCCGCGCCUGCUGGCGCUGCGCAGGGCUCCGCAGCUGCCGUCGGUUCCUCCGCAGGCCGCGGCGGUGGCCUGCGAGGUGAGGCGAAGCGCGGCGGCGUCAUCGGCCGCCGAGUGCCGGCGGUGGCGCAGAAGAUUGAGUCCGUCACCGAAGAGACCAACUCCCGACUAGUCAAACACCUCGUCAGUCUGUUCCAGGCGCGAGACAGGACAAAGCGUCCCGAAGCGAGGCACGGAGGCGCACAGGAGGGGGUGGGGUGGCAGGGGUCUGCGGCGUACGGCUCGUCGUCGUCCUCUGCGCCGUCCAAGGGUGCCGGCGCCCAGCGGGGGAAGCGAGAGGACGCGCCGAUUUCUUUCUACAGAUACGGCAGAUUCGCUGGCGGCUCGGCGGCGGCACGGCCGACGACGCGGAGAACCUCGAGCGACUCCUCGUCCUACGCGGGCGCGUCGCCGCCGUCGUCCGCGCGGACGCCUCGCCAGCGGCUGCCCAAUGGCAUCCCGGCGCAUGUCGCGCGGCUGCCCUCCGGCGGCGCCGCACUGCCCUACCAGAAACAGUGGACGGCCCCCCCUUCCGGUGCGGCGGUGGCGUAUUUCCCUGCGCCCAUGGGUCGGUGGGUGGCUCGCCGGAGGGGCGCUCCGGUCGUCGGGGCGAGCGGCAGUCCCGCGGGCCCCGGGGGACGCGGCCCAGCGGCGCCCGAGGAGGGGCGCUUGGACCGCAUCAUCACGAGGCAGGCGACGGCGGAGAUCCUACCUCUCCGCUUCCCGUCGAUGACGUGUGGAAACGCGAGGGGGGCCUACAGGGUCUCGGCGUCGAGCCGCUCGGCGGCCGCCCAGAGCCGCCCGCCCAGUCUGAGCCGCGAAGAAGUCCUCGUGAUUCAAGACGCCCUGAUGCGCUACCGGGCGCAGCAGCAGCAGGGUCAACCCCGCUUCCCGCAACUCGGCCUUGGGGUUCUGGGCUUGACCCACGGGCCCGCUGCGCCCGCGGCGGCUGGCACUCGUCAUGCCUUCGCCGUUGCGGGUCUGCCAGUUGCCGGCGCAGCGCCGCAGCAGCCGAGCCCCGGCGGCGCCCAGGAGCUCGCCCAGGCGCCCGCAGGCUCACGCGCCUCCUCGGCUGUCGUGCCCGCUGGGCAUCGGUCGCGAAGCCACGCCAGUGCAAAGGCGCCUGUCGCGUCUGCCAGCGUAGCGCCCCAGUCCGGCGUGGUCGCGCCGCAGGAGGAGGAGAAGCGGCCGGGGAGUCUCUUAGAGAAGCGGGAAGGCGACAAGAGAGGUGAAGCCGGAGGAGGCCAGCAAGAAAUGAAACUCGAGGCCGCAUGUGAUGCGUCUCGUGACGCGCAUCAGGCUUCGAGUCCUACGCCAGAGGCAGCUGCAGAGUACUCAGCGGAGCCCGUGGUCAGUGCAGCAACGGGCCCCCCCGAGGCCUGCGAAAUGGAUGCACCUGCUGCUGGCACAUCCCCCUCGGGCGACGCGUCUCCUCGGGAUCGCCAUCCGCCAGCCGCGAGCAAGUCUGCCACGGAAGGUGGCGCGCCCGCGACAUCGCCUCAGCCGGAGGGAGAUGACACGGCCAAAAGGUACUCCCCUGCUGAGGCCGACAGCCGCGCCGCGGAGGACGCUGAGAGGAGCGAGCCAGAGGGUCCGCCAUGUUCCUCCAAGCCCACUCGCGAACACGUUGGCGGGCUGAGCUCUCUGACGACGACGCCGAACUGCGGAGACUCUCGCGGUCAGUCUGAAGAGAUACCGCCGCAGGACCACAGCAGUGGAGACGCCUCUCGUGUGCCCCAGGGGGGCUCGGCUGAGCCUCCUGCGUCGCGGCAGGGCCUGGAGCCUUCGGCGUCUGGCUCUCUCGGCGAAGGUGAGGCCUCAGAGCCCAGCGAGCCGGAGGAGACAGAGGGCGAACUAGCAGACGCGCACGCUGCGGCCGCCUUUGCCAAGCAUCAGGUGGCGCAGGAGUCCCUCUUGUGUCUCGCCGAUUGCUUCGCGGCGGCGGCUUCAAACGUCGCAGCUCUAGAGCGGGCGACGCGAGCCGAAGCGGGGGAAGACGAGGACAGCGGGCUCGGUGGGGAGGCUCAGGAAAACGCCGAAGGAAGCGCUGAGGGAGGCGAUGGCAAGGCCCCAGAAGGCGACUCGGAGGCGCAGCUGAAGCCGUACGAGCAAAUCAUGCUCAAGUUCCUCCACUACAGGGACUGGUGGGAGGCGCAGGCUCAGAAGGCCGACCAAGGCGAGGCUCGCGCCCUCGAUGACCUGCUGUCUGUCGUGGAUAACGCGGCGGGCGACGGUGCUCAGCAGCCCGGAGAGAGGAGAAGCCGGCUAGAUUUUGAUGAAGAUGCACAGAAGGUACUUGAAAUCGAUGCGCUCUUGGAGGCCAUUCCCGACUUGCGAGGUGACACCUUUAGCUUCGGCGGCCUCGACGCCUUCGACGCCUCCCACCAGGCAGCGGACACGGGGCUCUUCGAUUUCCACUUUGCCGAUGAAGACGGCAUCGUUCUUUUCUCGGAUGACGACUUCGACGACGGGAGGGAAUACAGUAACUUUUCAGAAGAGCGCGAGAGGGGCUUCUCCGGCGAGGCCAAGGCGGCAGGCCACGCCUCUGCUGGCGAUCUGGAAUCCUCGCCGUCUGUGGCGGAUCCCCAGCGGCUCUCAACUCCGCAGCUCGAAGAUGAGGCGUCCCACGCAGAGACCCACUCAGGGCGAGCGCAGGAAGGCAAGGCUGUCCAGGGCAAAGACAUCGCGACGACGAUCCGCGCCUCCGAGCUGCUGCGCGCACAUUACCUCGUGGGGCCUCUCCGCGUGAGCCAGCUGGCGGCGGGAACGAGCGGAAGUCUUGGAAUCGACGAACUGUCGGCGGCCGCCCGCGACAAUGGGGGCGCGAGCAACCAAGUCUGCCAGGCAGAUGACGCGGAAGAGGCACUGCAGUGA
Besnoitia besnoiti is the source of this 3819-nucleotide messenger RNA. RefSeq lists its product as uncharacterized. Lineage: Eukaryota; Apicomplexa; Conoidasida; Eucoccidiorida; Sarcocystidae. The coding region runs from base 1 to 3819 and encodes 1272 amino acids. The transcript has a single exon. The record is from RefSeq and is a predicted model, not a curated record.